AUGGAGGACGAAGUCGCUGCCCUCGUUAUCGACAAUGGUUCCGGCAUGUGCAAGGCCGGUUUCGCCGGUGAUGACGCUCCCCGUGCCGUCUUCCCCUCGGUUGUCGGCCGUCCCCGCCACCAGGGUGUCAUGGUCGGAAUGGGCCAGAAGGACUCGUACGUCGGCGACGAGGCCCAGUCGAAGCGUGGUAUCCUCACCCUGAGGUACCCCAUCGAGCACGGUAUCGUCACCAACUGGGACGACAUGGAGAAGAUCUGGCACCACACCUUCUACAACGAGCUGCGUGUUGCCCCCGAGGAGCACCCCGUGCUGCUCACCGAGGCCCCGCUCAACCCCAAGGCCAACCGUGAGAAGAUGACGCAGAUCUGCUUCGAGACCUUCAACUCGCCCGCCUUCUACGUUGCCAUCCAGGCCGUCCUGUCGCUCUACGCCUCCGGUCGUACUACGGGUAUCGUCCUCGACUCGGGCGACGGCGUCACCCACACUGUCCCCAUCUACGAGGGCUACUCGCUGCCCCACGCCAUCCGCCGUCUCGACCUCGCCGGUCGCGACCUGACCGAGUACCUCUCGCGCAUCUUGAUGGAGCGCGGCUACCCCUUCACCACCACCGCCGAGCGCGAAAUCGUCCGCGACAUCAAGGAGAAGCUCUGCUACGUCGCCCUCGACUUUGAGCAGGAGAUGCUCACCGCCACCCAGUCGUCGGCCCUCGAGAAGUCGUACGAGCUGCCCGACGGCCAGGUCAUCACCGUCGGCAACGAGCGAUUCCGCACGCCCGAGGUCCUCUUCCAGCCCUCGUUCCUCGGCCUCGAGGCCAACGGUGUCCACGAGGCCACCUUCGAGUCGAUCCAGAAGUGCGACAUCGACAUCAGGAAGGACCUCUACGGCAACAUUGUCAUGUCGGGUGGUACCACGAUGUACGCCGGCAUCUCGGACCGCAUGCAGAAGGAGAUCACGGCGCUCGCCCCCUCGUCGAUGAAGGUCAAGAUCGUCGCUCCCCCGGAGAGGAAGUACUCGGUCUGGAUCGGUGGAUCGAUCCUGGCCUCGCUCUCGACCUUCCAGCAGAUGUGGAUCUCGAAGCAGGAGUACGACGAGCAGGGCCCCCAGAUCGUCCACAGGAAGUGCUUCUAA
Molecule: messenger RNA, 1128 nt
Organism: Pseudozyma flocculosa PF-1
Lineage: Eukaryota; Fungi; Basidiomycota; Ustilaginomycetes; Ustilaginales; Ustilaginaceae
Exons: 6
Coding region: 1-1128 (375 amino acids)
Source: RefSeq, a predicted model, not a curated record